Molecule: messenger RNA, 1155 nt
Organism: Danaus chrysippus (African queen)
Lineage: Eukaryota; Metazoa; Arthropoda; Insecta; Lepidoptera; Nymphalidae
Source: the annotation of a GenBank genome assembly
AUGUUUAUUAUUGUGAAUCAGAUGGACGGUGGAGUAGUGCAUCCACAUCCCGGCGUGGUGCAUGGAGGUGUUCCAGUCAUCCAUGGGAUGCCGGUCCACGCAGGCCCUGACAGUGAACACGCCCCACACCCUCGCCGGCGAUAUCCUAACAGACCCAAGCCUAUCAACAACCUGGAAAGACUACCACUUGAUGAAGCAGCUAAACGGGAAAUGGAAUCUCUUCCAAUGAAAACGCCAGUAUCAGUGCUUCAAGAGCUUCUGGCUAGACGAGGCACAGUUCCCAAAUAUGAGUUGGUUCAGAUCGAGGGUAUGAUCCAUGAACCCACAUUUCGUUAUCGAGUAACUGUUGCCGAUCUUGUUGCUUUAGGCACUGGGAGAUCUAAGAAGGAGGCCAAACAUUCAGCGGCAAAGGCUCUGUUGGAUAAACUUACUGGUGCUACACCAGCUGAUCAGCCUACCAAUGGAACAGUCCCAGAAACAAGUACAGUGGUGUCGUCAUUCGAAGAUAAAUUAAUGGGCAACCCUGUAGGAUGGCUUCAGGAACUUUGUAUGUCUCGUUUUUGGCCACCACCUUCCUACCACGCUGAGAAUGAUGAUAAUGUUGCCAGACGUCUGCCACACGAACGCCAGUUCACUAUAAUAUGUACUCUGCUUAAACGUCGUGAAGUAGGUACGGGGAAAUCAAAGAAACUUGCAAAAAGACAAGCGGCUUACAAGAUGUGGCAAGCAUUACAAGAUAAUCCACCAGAAGCUUUUCAACCAGAGGAAGAGGGCGGUGUAGCGGCGAGAUAUGCCGAUCUGAAAGAUAGUAAAAUAACAACACUCACGACCAGCCAUAGCCACAAAGUGUCGCAGUUCCACAAACACCUCAAACAAUCUGUGGGACCCAACCUGGUCAAGUUGCAGGUAACACCGCUCAACAAUAAGGACUUCAAUUUCGUUCAGUUCUUACAAGAGAUUGCAUCGGAGCAGUCCUUUGAAGUGACAUAUGUUGAUAUAGAAGAGAAGACAAUGACAGGUCGCUCCCAGUGCUUGGUACAGUUGUCAACUUUACCUGUGGCUGUUUGUUAUGGUUCAGGUUUAACGAGCAAGGAUGCUCAAUCAUCUGCGGCUCAAAAUGCUCUGGAAUAUCUCAAAAUUAUGACCAAAAAGUGA